Molecule: messenger RNA, 1032 nt
Organism: Beta vulgaris subsp. vulgaris (sugar beet)
Lineage: Eukaryota; Viridiplantae; Streptophyta; Magnoliopsida; Caryophyllales; Amaranthaceae
Product: vegetative cell wall protein gp1-like
Exons: 1
Coding region: 1-1032 (343 amino acids)
Source: RefSeq, a predicted model, not a curated record
AUGGGUUCUGUGUGGUUGCUUUUGCAUUAUAACAGUAAGGAUUUUGAUGUGAGGGUUGAAGACACUGACUUGUGUCAUUUGAUGGGGUUGUAUGAGGAUGUAAAGGAGGAGUCAGCUAAGCAGGAUGUGUAUCUCCCUAAGGCAUUUAGGUUAGUUGUCCAUAAUCCUAGGACUAAUAGGAAAAUGGAGAUUGAGAGUGAUAAGGACUUGGAGAGGGUUUGGUCUUUUGGUAGGGUCACAGACACCAUUGAGAUAUGGGUGGAGGAAACAAACAAUCCUAGGAUAGUAUUUAGGGCAUAUGUUCAAUUAAGGGAACAAACUGAGAAGGAAAAACUGGAGAAUAUAAGGAGAGUUCAAGAGAUUUUAAGGAAAGAACAGGAAGAGGAAGAAAGGAGGCAAGCAAAGGAAGAGAGAAAAAGGAAAGAAGAGGAUGAGGAGAGGGAAGCUCAUGAGGCAAGAAGUUUCUGUGUUGCUAUUGAGGUUUCCAUCCUUUCUGUGGAUGAUGUGAAGAUAUGUAAGUAUAUGAGGGUGUUUGAAACUGAGGGGGCUGAUGAAUGUUGUCCUGGUCCAUCUCAGCCCACUGCCUCACCUAGUGUACAACCUACAGCACCACCUACACCAACCAAACAACCUACACCACCAACACCUUCACCUAGCAAACAACAUACACCACCCCAUUCACCACCUAGAGCUCAAACACCACCUCCUUCACCUCCUAGAGAACCAAUACCCCCUCCUUCACCUCCUAGAGAACCAACACCCCCUCCUUCUCUUCCCACAGAAAAAACACACACUCCUUCCCCUCCUAGAGAACCAACACCCCCUCCUUCACCUGCAACAGAAAAAACACUGCCUCCUCAGUCACAAACCCCCUCCAAGAAAAUUAGAAGGGUUAAAACCACCCCAGUUAGGAGACCUAGAACUAGGAACCAAACUCAAAGCCCCGUCUCAAACACAGAGGAGUCUCCUUUACCACCUCACAUGCCUGAACAUAACAAUCCAAUUUCUGCAAAACCAAAAAAAAGCACCUAG